GAAAAUUGUGUGCGGCAUAUACAAAUUCCAUUCAACAGAGGAAGUGUGAACAACAAUUGGAGUAGUCAGAGUCAGAGCUAAGCGCAGUUAAAGUACUCGUACUCAUAAAAUAAAUAUUAAAAUUUUUGAACUAAAACUGUAAAAAAAAAAAUGAAAUUUCUGCUUUUCUGUUUUUUGUGCAUAAAUGCCAUUGCACUUUCGUUGACAGCAGCGCAAUAUGUGGAUCCUUACGCUACACCACUACCACAAUUUUCGCAGCUAAGCAGUACGCCGUAUAACGGUUAUCUAUAUAAUACGAAUAGUAAUCCCUACAACAUAUACAAUCCGUAUAAUAAAUAUAAUCCCUACAAUCAAUAUAAUCCUUACAACCAGAAUACAGGAACGAAUACAUAUUGGAAUGGAUACGCUUGGGUAAACAGUUUUCGUUCGGCAAGUAGAACUAGAAAGUGAAAAGGUGAAAAUUCUAACUUGUAAGAGACCUGCAUUGGACUCUUUGGUCAUUAUAGUAUUUAUUUAUUGUAUUUAUAUAUUUAAAAUUGUGUG
Rhagoletis pomonella (apple maggot) is the source of this 543-nucleotide messenger RNA. RefSeq names its product insoluble matrix shell protein 4. The record is from RefSeq and is a predicted model, not a curated record. The transcript has 3 exons. Bases 151 to 450 code for a protein of 99 amino acids. NCBI's taxonomy places the organism in Eukaryota, Metazoa, Arthropoda, Insecta, Diptera, Tephritidae.